CUGUUGAGGCAAGAUGGCAGCUACUCAGAAACACAACCUCUUCACGCCAGAACCUCACUACAUCCCUGGGUGAGUGCUGGAGGAGGCGGGGGGUCUGCGGAGGGCAGGGGAGUGGGACUGGGGCCACAAGGCUCAAGGCCACCUGUGAAGAGAGCACCAAAGCUAGUGUCUGGGGAGAGGGGAUGAGGCCCGAGGGCCCCGGAGAGGCCCCGGGCAGGGCUGCCGAGGCCCCUGCCUCCCCUCCCUGCUGGCCCUGUCCUGAGAGCCCCACCAGAUGUGCCACAUGCCUGUGAGGAGCGGGACACCAGGGACAGCCCAACAGUUGGCGGAGGCUGGCUGCAUUCACCCCGGAUACCACCUGGAGUGCUGCGUGUCUUAGAGACACAAAGCUCCGGACAAGCUGAUUGGCGGGACGCUAGGCCACCCCACUAGGGGCCCUAACGUGGAAGCAAAGAGGGAGCCCCCCAUGGCGUAUCAUGCGUGCUUCUCCGUGCAAGCGGCUCCCUGGGAAGGAAGGGCGGCUGCAAGGAGUCAGGCCCCACUUUUCUCAGUGGUUCUAGGGGAAACGCUGGGCCAGGCGACAAAGGACGGGCUCUCACCCUCUGGGCUCUAGCCCUGCUUAGCUCUCCCACUAGCAAUUCUGCGUUCACUCUGGCAGUUUUUUCAAAACCACUCGCUCUACUGGGGUGAUCAUACCGGCCCCAGGGCUCACCCCCUUUGGGGCCUGCACAGUGAUCCCCCACUACUUCCCCUUGUAUCUCUAAAUGAUACUCAUCUCAAUGGUCACCUCCUCCCAGCAGCCCUCCUGCCUGCCUCUCAAUUCCUGAGCAAAAGUCUCUGCCAAAUCCCUGCAACGCUUCCCCAGUGGGACCACCUUGUGUAGACUGGGCUGUGCCUCGGUCCAGGCCCGGACCCUGUCACUUCCCUGGGAAUGCGUUGAGGGGGCGGAGUUCCCUGUUCCCUCCUUCUUCAGCUCCUGGCUUGAGAAGGGCCAGGCGGAGGGUAGAUGGCAACCUGAUGGCAAGGAGGACAGUGCAUCUCACCUGCGGGCCCGGCCUCCUCUCGGUGCUUGGUCUAUGCCACCCAUCCAUGCCUCAGGAGCCUCAGAAGCCCGGUGCUCCAGGGACUGCCAUUGCGCGGUUUCCCCGGUCGGGCGGCUCUGCCCCUGCCUGGGGGCCGGCUCCACACCCUGUGCACGGGGGCCUGCCUCCCCCUCCUCUUCCCUCUGCAGCUACGCGGGGUUCUAUCCGCAGCUGCGCUAUCAGGUGGGGAACACCUACGGGCGCACCACAGCACAGCUGCUCACAGACCCCAGCGUGCAGAAGAGCCCCUGCUCCGUGCUGUCCCCCAUAUCCAAGCCCAAGUUCAUCGAGGACUUCAGCAAGCCCAAGCCACCUUGGAUACCCUGCCGGGACCUGACUGAGCCCUAUGUCCCCCACUACACCGGUCUGAAGCCCUACAAGAACUUUGAGAUCCUGGGCCGGUUCCCACCCCAGGAGGGGAAGGCCCAGAAGGGGCCGCAGGGGGUAGAGAGCAUAUCCAGGCAGGUCCUGCUGCCUGCGGGCUUCAUGCCCUAUGCCCCCUACCCCCCAUGCCCGCCAGGCAGGAAGGGGGGCUCCAGAGACUUUGGACACCCAGGCCUCCGGCUGGCAUAUGGAGAGGAGGCCUGGAAGAGCACCACCCCCGUCCACGAGGCCCCUGGGCGGGACCAGCUGCACCACUGCAGGAGGGAUGAAUACCCACCCCCUGCUCAGCAGCAGGAGACCCUAGACGUGGGCAGGUUCCACACGCUGCCACAGCUCGACCACCCCAACCUGAUCCAACGCAAAGCCAUCUCAGGUUAUGCUGGCUUUGUCCCCCGGUUUGCCUGGGUGAUGGGGGUGAACUACCGUGACGGUGUCGCACAGGCCAUGGAGGAGUUCAGCAAGAACCAGUUCCUGUUCAGAAACCCCAUCUGUGCCCUGGGGGAGCGGCUGCCCCAAACACACCCGCCUGGCCACACCAUCUACAGCAGCCAGGGCCUGGUCCCCUUCUACAUGGGCUUCGUACCAUCCACGCAGGACAACUACGCGCUGACGUUCGGCAAUAGCACCCGCAAGGCCUAUCGGAAGGAACUGGAGAGGCGACACCAGACACUAUGAAAAUGCU
Enhydra lutris kenyoni (northern sea otter) is the source of this 2148-nucleotide messenger RNA. It is a transcript of the gene CIMIP2A, whose product is annotated as family with sequence similarity 166 member A. The record is from RefSeq and is a predicted model, not a curated record. NCBI's taxonomy places the organism in Eukaryota, Metazoa, Chordata, Mammalia, Carnivora, Mustelidae. The coding region runs from base 1077 to 2141 and encodes 354 amino acids. The transcript has 6 exons.